Molecule: messenger RNA, 881 nt
Organism: Cylicostephanus goldi
Lineage: Eukaryota; Metazoa; Nematoda; Chromadorea; Rhabditida; Strongylidae
Source: the annotation of a GenBank genome assembly
AUGGCUAUUACAUCCUCGAGCGAUAAAGCUGUCACUGAUACUCAUUCCUUACUGUCCUUCAUCUCGAAGCUUCUCGCAGACUCCACGAACAGUGAGGCGAAAAAUGGAACAAGUCGAGCCAAACCUUCUUCGUCAUCUGCGACAUCCUCGUUGCCCAGUGCUUCAGUAACACUUCCAAGCACUCCUGAGCUCCCUUUAACAAGCUCAUCGGACCCUUCCACUGCUGUACUGCUUCAACCGGAAUGCACUAGCGAUUCAACGCCUGAAAACCAUAGCAAUAAAGAUCAAGUAGCGUCUCUAUGUACAGGACGACCCGUAAAGAAACCGAACAAGAUCCAAAACUCGGCGCUUCUGAACUCGCUCUCAGUUACGUCGCGACCUGUCAAUCAGUGGAGUACGUCGGAUAUGGAUGCUGUCCUGAACUCGCCGCUUUUUCGUACGCUUCCGCGAAUGUCAUUCAGACCUCCAACCAAGCGAAAGCUUUUCGACGAUUUUUCGGCUUCUACCUCAAGUUUGCACGAUUCGCGCCCCGAAAUAGACGAUUUGGAAAGUUUUGCACAGCAUUUCAAGAGGCAGCGUAUCAAACUUGGUUAUACCCAAGGUGAUGUAGGACUCGCUCUUGGCAGAAAGUACGGUACGGAUUUCUCGCAAACAACAAUUUCCCGAUUCGAGGCUAUGAAUCUCUCCUUCAAAAACAUGUGUAAGCUUCGCCCGUUACUGAAGGAAUGGUUGGAGGGUCAAGAAGCAGCCGUGGCUAAUGGUGUAAAUGUGGAGGAACUGCGGACUAUUGAGAUCGCUAAGGUUGGGUGCAUAAUUAUGCAUAACGUCAUGUUGGUUCUAAAUUUGCUUAAGUUUAGGAGAAAGUGGAGGAAUGCGUAGAG